GUUUUCUGGUAAUUUUCUUGAGAUAUCUACCCAGAAAUCGUAAAGAAUGGCAGAAGAGACAUCCGUGGAAGUAGCCCCAGCAGUAUCCCCAUCCGGGAAGAAGGCCAAGGCCCCCAAAAGUGCCGCCGCCAAGAAGCCUCGAGUGAAGCCAACGCACCCAAAGACUUCUGAAAUGGUCAACAAAGCCAUUAAGGAUCUGAAGGAGCGUGGUGGAUCAUCCCUGCAGGCCAUCAAGAAGUUUGUGGCAGCCAAUUACAAGGUUGAUGCUGAGAAAUUGGCCCCAUUCAUCAGACGCUACCUGAAAUCCGCCGUGACAAGUGGAGCUCUGGUCCAGACGAAAGGAAAGGGAGCCUCUGGCUCAUUCAAAUUGGCUGGAUCUGCAAAGGGCGAGAAGGCAGUGGCAAAGAAGCCCCGUGUGAAGAAAGCUUCUGGAGAGAAGAAAGUGAAGAAGGCUGCAUCGCCCAAGAAGAAGGCAACAGCUGCAGCCAAGAAGGCAGUCGCAGCGAAGAAGCCAAGUGGAGAGAAGAAGAAGGCAGCUGCACCAAAGAAAGCAGCAGCGAAGAAGUCUGCUCCCAAGCAAAAGUCCACGAAGGCAUCUUCAAAGUCGGCAGGAACAAAGCCAAAGGUUCCCAAGCCGAAGAAGACUGGAUCACCGAAGAAAGCUGCGCCAAAGAAGACAGCAGCCAAGAAGAAGUAACUUUCUUCAAAUCUCUUAUCGCAUCUCUUCCCACAUUGGGAAAAACCUCAGACAAACAGCCCUUUUUAGGGCUAUCAAUCAUCUAUAUAAAGAGUUUAGCAAAUCUUGAAUGUUUUUUAAAAACAAAACAAAUUUAAUUACUCGAAAAUAUUAACUUGAUUUAAAUU
Phlebotomus papatasi is the source of this 864-nucleotide messenger RNA. RefSeq names its product histone H1-II-like. NCBI's taxonomy places the organism in Eukaryota, Metazoa, Arthropoda, Insecta, Diptera, Psychodidae. The transcript has a single exon. The record is from RefSeq and is a predicted model, not a curated record. Gene Ontology annotation, biological process: nucleosome assembly; negative regulation of DNA recombination; chromosome condensation. Bases 47 to 697 code for a protein of 216 amino acids. Gene Ontology annotation, molecular function: nucleosomal DNA binding; double-stranded DNA binding; structural constituent of chromatin. Gene Ontology annotation, cellular component: nucleosome; nucleus.